This is a messenger RNA of Drosophila novamexicana, 1294 nucleotides long. RefSeq names its product attacin-B-like. The record is from RefSeq and is a predicted model, not a curated record. Gene Ontology annotation, cellular component: extracellular region. Gene Ontology annotation, biological process: defense response to bacterium. The coding region runs from base 369 to 1073 and encodes 234 amino acids. NCBI's taxonomy places the organism in Eukaryota, Metazoa, Arthropoda, Insecta, Diptera, Drosophilidae. The transcript is spliced from 2 exons.
AUCAAUCUCCGGCGACCUUUAUUCAUUGAAGUCUCACGUUGAAUUUAAUUAAAAGUUUAAAAAACUCCUUAUUGACGUCCAAUCAAGUCUCCUUCCGUCCAGCUGCAGCUUAAAGCUUAAAAAACCACCGCACAGUGAGCGCAACAAGUGGAGGCAGGUAAUCAAUUUGUUUGGCUCAAGCCACGCGCGGGGAUUUACUUGGGAGUCUGCUGAUAAGACAGACAAGACAACAGAGAGCGAUGUCAGCGCGGGUGAAUCACAAUCAGCUAGCCUCGCAUAGUGUUUCCCCAGAACAGCGGCCUCUGUAUAUAAGCGCCAGCUGUGCCCACAGCCAUCAUCAGUAAUCAGGAAUAAUCCCUCAAAGCAACAUGCAAAGCAGCAGCAUUUUCAUCCUGGCAGUUGUGGCCAUUGGUGCCUGCGUCGAGGCCAUGCCUCAGCGCUUCCAGACGCUACCUUAUUAUCCAAGACCAACACCGCAACCCCGUCCCAUUCGAGUGCGCCGGCAGGUCCUGGGCGGUUCACUGACAUCUAAUCCGGCAGGUGGCUCUGACGCUCGCCUGGCGCUCAGCAAAGGCAUUGGCACUCCCGAUCACAAUGUCAUUGGACAAGUGUUCGCCGCAGGCAACACACAGAAAGGACCCAUUACCACUGGAGGAUCGGUCGCCUACAACAAUCAUGGACAUGGAUUUGACCUGACCAAGACCCACACCCCUGGCGUACAGGACAGCUUCCAGCAGUCGGCACAUGCCAAUCUUUUCAACAAUGGCAAGCACAACCUGGACGCCAAGGUGUUUGCCUCUCAGAACAAGCUUGCCAACGGCUUUGAGUUCCAGCGGAAUGGCGCUGGCCUGGAUUACUCGCACAUCAAUGGGCACGGCGCCAGCUUGACGCACAGCAACAUUCCCGGCAUUGGCAAGCAAUUGGGUCUGGAUGGACGGGCCAACUUGUGGUCAUCCCAGGAUCGUAAUACUCGCCUAGAUCUGACCGGUACUGCCUCCAAGUGGACUAGCGGACCAAUGAGCGGACAGUCCAACUUUGGCGGUGGACUGGGUCUAACCCAUAUCUUCGGUUAAUUAUGUCAAUUUGCCAUUUACGAAUAUUUAAAUUAUUUAUUUCUUUAAAAAUAAACCAAAAACCAAAAUAAAUUGUAUCUUAAAAAAAUCAGCCUAUUACUUUAGAAUUUUAUUGGGCUGAUAAUCAGAGAUUUAAAAUGAGAGCAGUAGUUCCCAACAAAAAUUCACAGAAGGUUAAUAAAAAACGAAAAAUAGUUUUAAUAAUCUAGAAUUUUAAAAGU